Colletotrichum phormii is the source of this 253-nucleotide messenger RNA. RefSeq lists its product as uncharacterized. NCBI's taxonomy places the organism in Eukaryota, Fungi, Ascomycota, Sordariomycetes, Glomerellales, Glomerellaceae. The record is from RefSeq and is a predicted model, not a curated record. The transcript has a single exon. The coding region runs from base 47 to 244 and encodes 65 amino acids.
GUGGCAUGGGGGUGACGGGUCAAGUGUCUCAACGCCCAAAAGCAAGAUGCCCAUCUGUCCAGUGGAAAUUGGGGUUUCCGUGGCAAAACGGUCUGCUAGCCAGGGAUUCCAAUGCAUGGGGGUCCCGCCAUAUGCAAUCUGCAACCUGCAAUCCUCCUCUCCGCUGCCCGUCCUUGGAGGAACACCGGCCGGUAUACAACCACAGCCAACCAAGCCGUUUCCCGACCAGACGCCCGUCACGUAAUUCGUCCGC